CAAUGUCAUUCUAAGAACAUCAAUUGUAGACAGAACAGUGCUGUGAUGAGUUUUCUUAACAAAGUUGUUUUAAUCACCGGAGCCAGCUCUGGUAUCGGCGCAGCAGCGGCCGUAGAAUUCGCGAAAGUUGGAGCCAAAGUUGCCAUUGUUGGAAGAAAUGUAGAAAAACUUCACAAAGUAUCCGAAUUGUGUAUUAAAAAUGGAUCUAAACCAUUGGUCAUCAACGCUGAUCUUGGUAACGAUAAAGAAUGUCCAAAAAUAAUUGAUCUUGUGAUAAAAGAAUUUGGUAAACUUGAUGUACUAGUAAACAAUGCUGGUUUUCUACAUUAUGGAUCCAUUUUAGAAGGUAAUAUUCUAGAAGGUUACGAUAAAACAAUGAGAAUUAACGUACGUGCGCACGUUCACAUGACAUCGCUUGCUGCACCUUACUUAGUUAAGUCCAAAGGAAAUAUUAUUAAUAUAUCAAGCGUAGCUGCAACAAGUACAACAAGUUUAAAAGGUCGGACUCCUUACUUAGUAUCAAAAGCUGCUUUAAACCACUUCAUUCGAUGUUGUGCCAAGGAACUGGCAAGCGACGGUGUAAGAGUCAAUACAAUUAGUCCAGGCCCAGUAAAAACUGACUUUUUCGAUAAUUCAGGUCUUGCUGACAUUGAGAUAGAGAGCUUUGCAGAUAUGAUGCCCCUUAAACGGGUAUCAGAGUCAGUAGAAGUAGCUGAUAUGAUUCUCUUCUUAGCUAGUGACCGAGCUGUUGGUAUUACUGGUUCGGAGUUUGUUGUCGAUAAUGGAUAUUUAUUAAGGGUAUAAUAUUGUAUUAUAAUCAUUAUCAAAUAAUUUAACCAAAUUAUUGUUGUUUAAUUCUGUUUAAAAUUGGAUAUAAGCUAUUUUCAAAACUACUUUAUACAAUAGAUAUUCUUCACAGUAGUCUUCACAUCGUUAAGUUUAUAUAAUCGUUCCAGAUAAUUAAGGGUUUCCUUAUGUCAACUUCGACAAAUAGGAUUGACCACAAAUUUAAUAGGUUCCACAGUUAUGUGUUGCGUAAAAGAAUAGAAAUACUUUAUUUAUUCUGAAUACAUACAAAAGCUUCUAGUACAUACGGGCAUACGAAAUCCUCCCUAAUAAAGUACCUUCAACAAAA
Messenger RNA from Pieris napi, 1135 nucleotides. RefSeq lists its product as uncharacterized. The record is from RefSeq and is a predicted model, not a curated record. The transcript is spliced from 2 exons. Lineage: Eukaryota; Metazoa; Arthropoda; Insecta; Lepidoptera; Pieridae. Bases 46 to 804 code for a protein of 252 amino acids.